This is a messenger RNA of Drosophila ficusphila, 1678 nucleotides long. It is a transcript of the gene Ugt35D1, whose product is annotated as UDP-glycosyltransferase UGT5. NCBI's taxonomy places the organism in Eukaryota, Metazoa, Arthropoda, Insecta, Diptera, Drosophilidae. Gene Ontology annotation, molecular function: UDP-glycosyltransferase activity. The record is from RefSeq and is a predicted model, not a curated record.
CAGUUUCCCGAUUGAUCUGUGGGGCGAAACAUGUUCACUCUAAACACUCUCCGUGUUUUCUUGCUGGGAUGUCUCCUGCCCGGUACUAUGGAGGGAGCUCGCAUCUUGGCAUUGUUUCCUUUGCCGAGUCCUUCACAUUACUUUUUCGCCUUGCCGUAUUUAAAGAGCUUGGCUUCAUUGGGCCAUGAAAUAACCUCUGUGAGUCCGUACCCCCAGAGAGAACUGGUGAAGAACUUCCACGACAUCCCUGUUCCGGAAGUGUUUGAAAAUUUCAAUGAAAUUCUAAAACUUGCGUCCACUCCCAUGAGCACUUGGCAAAGCAAUGAUGUCAUCAACGAGUAUACCCUAAACCUUACAAAGUCGGUUCUAAAUAACGAGGGAGUGCGUCGGGAGGUUCUGCCAAAAAAACCCCAUUUCGACCUGAUCAUAAUGGAUCUUUGGCGGACCGACGCUCUUUUCGGCCUGGCAGCUUACUUGGAGGCCCCGAUAAUUGCAAUGGCUCCAUAUGGCACAGACUGGAAGAUCGACGAACUAGUUGGCAAUACCUCACCGGUUUCCUACCUCCAAUCUGCCUCCUCUUCCAAAUUCUAUGAUCUUGGUAGCUACAAAGGACGUUUAGUUCACUUUGUGGAUCAAGCCAUCUCUUGGAUGAACUAUAAAGGGCGGUAUGUAGAGAAACAGGAGGAGCUCUACGGGAAAUACUUCUCCCAUGUCGCCAAAAGACAGCCUCUAUCUAAGACUACCCAAAACGUAGCUUUGGUCCUGGUCAAUCAGCACUUUACCCUGGGACCCGCACGACCUUAUGUGCCGAACAUGGUCGAGGUGGGUGGCAUGCACGUUACUCCCAAUCCGAAGGCUUUGCCGAAGGAUGUUGAGGACUUUGUCCAAGGCGCUGGUGAGGCUGGAGUCAUUUACUUCUCUCUAGGAACCAACGUCAAGAGCAAAUUCCUGCCGGAGGAUCGUAGAAAGCUGUUACUAGAAACCUUUUCUAGUUUACCGCAGCGAGUCCUGUGGAAAUUCGAGGAUGAGCAGUUGCCGGGAAAACCCUCAAAUGUUUUUAUCAGCAAGUGGUUUCCCCAGCAGGACAUUUUGGCUCACCCCAAAGUAAGACUGUUCAUAACCCACGGAGGACUGCUGAGCACUAUUGAGAGCAUCCACUACGGAAAACCCAUGUUGGGCUUGCCCUGCUUCUUCGACCAGUACCGCAACAUGGAAUAUGUUAAAGCCCAAGGUCUUGGAUUGGUUUUAAGACUAAAGAAAAUGACGGGUGAAGAUUUUAGGUCAACCAUUAUUCGGCUGCUUACUGAAAAGAGUUUCGAGGAAACAGCGAGAGCUGCAGCUGCUAAAAAUAGAGAUAAGCCCAUGGAACCCCUGGAAACGGCCAUCUGGUGGACUCACUAUAUCCUGCGGCACAAGGGAGCUGCUCACAUGAGAGUCGCAGGCAGGGAGCUGGACUUUUUCGCCUACCAUAGCAUUGAUAUCCUGGGCACUUUUGUGCUGGUCUUUCUGGCUACUUUGGUUAUUAUCCUCUGUGCGGUAAAACAAUUUAAGAAGUGCCUUCGACUUUUCAGCGAAGCAAAAAGGCAAAAGAAUAAGUUGUCUUGAAUUAAAUUUUACAGCAAAAACCAGAGCUCGACUAAUUAAAGAAACAUGUUACCAAAAAGAUUUUGCUGAUAAA